Messenger RNA from Gossypium raimondii (Peruvian cotton), 1302 nucleotides. RefSeq lists its product as uncharacterized. Bases 1 to 1302 code for a protein of 433 amino acids. Lineage: Eukaryota; Viridiplantae; Streptophyta; Magnoliopsida; Malvales; Malvaceae. The record is from RefSeq and is a predicted model, not a curated record. The transcript is spliced from 2 exons.
AUGGAGCAACCUAUUGGCUUUGUCUCUAAGGAAUUUCCCGAUCGUGUUUGCCGUUUGAAGAAAGCGUUAUAUGGCCUUAAGCAAGCGCCACGAGCAUGGUAUGGUAAAGCUGCUCAAUAUCUCAUUUUUUGUGGCUUUAGAGUUUCUGAAUCAGAUUCUAGUUUAUUUAUAAAAUUUGAAUCAGGUGCAUAUCUCUUGGUAUUAUUAUAUGUUGAUGAUAUGAUAAUAACUGGAGAUAAUGAAUCAAAAAUUUGUAAUUUGAGGAAUGACUUGUCUAUUCGUUUUGAGAUGAAAAAUUUGGGGGAGAUUAGAUGUUUUCUUGGUCUAGAAGUGGAAAAAUCAGAUCAAGGUUACUUUUUUUCUCAAAAAGGCUAUGCAAGGAAUCUCUUGGAGCGUUUCGAUAUAGGGGAGUCGAAAGAAAAAGUUACUCCGAUGGAGCCGAAUUUGAAGUUGAAGAAAGAUGAUGGGAGAGCGUUGGAAGAUGUAAGAAAGUUCCGACAACUUGUUGGAAGCUUAAUCUAUUUGACCAUUACAAGGCCUGAAAUUUCAUACUCUGUUAGUGUUGUUUCUCAAUUUAUGCAGAAUCCAACAACUAUUCAUAUGGAUGUAGCAAAGAGGAUUUUGCAUUAUGUUAAAGGAACUAUUGGUUAUGGUCUUCUAUACAAGAGAUGUGAUAGCUUUAUGUUGAGUGGAUUUACUGAUGCCGAUUGGGCUGGAGAUACAAACGAUCGUCACUCGACUUCAGGAUAUUGUUUUAGCAUCGGUUCAGCAAUGGUUUCUUGGUGUAGCAAAAAGCAACGUGUUGUUGCUUUGUCGAGUACCGAAACCGAGUAUGUGGCAGCAACUAUGGCUGCACAAGAGUGCAUUUGGUUGAAGAGGUUGAUUGGAGACAUAUGCAAAGUUGAUUAUGUUGUAAGAAUUAAGUGUCAUAAUGAAAGUGCUAUUAAGCUUGCAUUGAACCCGAUUUUUCAUGCUCGAACGAAGCACAUCGAGGUUCGACAUCAUUUUGUUCGAGGAAAGGUUCUAAGUGAAGAGAUUGAGCUUGUAAACAUUCGCACCAACGAUCAAGUGGCUGAUAUUUUCACUAAGGCUUUGGUGAAGCCUAAGUUUCAGCAAUUUAGAGAUGCUCUUGGAGUUCCUGAUCAAGAAGAGGGCGAGGGUGACGAAAGAGAGGAUGACGACGGGCGCAAGGAGGCGAAGAUGAGGGAGAUGAGGAUAAUGUGUCGGUGGUGGGACAAGGGUGAGAGAGAGAGUCCGGUACAAGCAGGGAGGAUAUGUGGCGAUGGAGAAGGAAAUGAAUGA